This is a messenger RNA of Helobdella robusta, 2964 nucleotides long. RefSeq lists its product as hypothetical. The coding region runs from base 1 to 1938 and encodes 645 amino acids. Lineage: Eukaryota; Metazoa; Annelida; Clitellata; Rhynchobdellida; Glossiphoniidae. The record is from RefSeq and is a predicted model, not a curated record. The transcript has 18 exons. Gene Ontology annotation, biological process: signal transduction.
AUGUCUAAAGAUAAAUCAUCAAGUAAAUAUUUCGGGGAAAGCCUAGCCAACUUAACGAAACGUGAAGGUGUCGUCAUCCCUAAUUUAGUGUAUAAGUUGACAAAAUACCUUCUAGAACAUGGGCUAGACCAAGAGGGAAUAUUCAGAAUCAAUGGCAGCAUAAAAACGGUUGAAAAACUCCGAGCUCAGUUCGACAAAAAAGGAGAUGCGAACCUGGAUGCAGACAUGGUGGACCCCGCCUCCGUUGCCAGUUUGUUGAAGUUAUUUCUUAGGGAGUUGGAAGAUACAAUUGUACCUGCCAACAUGACCCAACAGUUCCUAGAGGUCCAAGAAAAAUCGUUGAAAGAUUGUAAAUUAGUAUCAAUGAAAUUAAAAAAUCUCGUCUGCCGACUACCGUACGAGAAUAGAUGCAUGCUAAAAUAUCUUUGCGCAUUCCUCGUGCUGGCCGCCAAGAAGCGUGCCUAUUCUAAGAUGAAUUCGACGGCUUUGUCGACAGUGUUUGGACCUAACAUUUUCAAGUGUGGUCCGGGUUUUUCCGGAUUGAAAGAACAGGGUGUGACUAACUGCAUAAUGCUGCAGUUUAUAAAUAAAUACGACGAGAUUUUUGUCGAUUCUGCCGAUGAAUUAUUGCCCUAUGAUGAUAAAUUUUCUUUGGAUUACUUAUUGAGAGAGUUGAAACGCUCACGGAACCUACAGCAGCAGAACUACAAUCUGAAAACAUUAUCAUUAUCAUCACCGAUGCUGGCGUCGUCGAGUUCAACUGAGUUUGAAGUGGUGGUCUUGUCUGAAAGGGUUUUAACUGAGGUGGACAAGUUAAUAAAGAGGUACAUAUUCAACGAGGCGUACGAUCCUGACGACGAUUACGACGAUUUCGGUUACGAAAAUGGCGGGAAUUUUGGGGCCAGUUAUGAUUAUGAUACUGACAGCCAGCAGAAGUUGAGAUCUCUUGAAAAACAAUUCAAACUUGAAUUCGGAAGGAAGCUGUCGACCAAUGACUACGCCGAUAACAUGGAGAUCAGGACUUUGAGGAAAGAUAUCAAAAAGCUGGGCAAAGACCCCUCAUUGGAUAAGGCGGCGAGUUUUGAUCAGCCAAUCAGCAUCAAGGAAACCUUAUUAAUAUUAAUGAAUAGACUCAAACUCAAGAGAUUAAGAGCUGGGAGAUCCGAAGAUUUAUUGAGUAUGACAUUGAACCAGAUACAAGAUGAGAAGAUGUGCAUGCAGAAGGCCUUACUUCAAUUCGAAGAAGUGCACGGGAGGCCUAACACAGCGGUCAACAAGGGCAUCAUGCUUCCACUCUACGACCGUUACCGUAUCAUUAAGAAGAUGAUGAAAAUCAAUUCUACCUCUAACAACAACAAUAAGGUGUCAUCAGAGAUGUUAGCGUCAUCAGCAGCAGCUGCAGCUAGUGUAGCGGCGAUCGAUAAAUCGUUUGAAUCCCGCCUUUCUGCUGGUACUACGUCCAAGAGCUGCAAUGCUAAUACUAAUAAGAAACUACCCUUAGAUGCAGUAAGAGAGCCAGCCAAUCAGAAGCAUCACCGUCGUCGUCAUCAUCAUCGUCAUCGUCGUCCUGAUGAUGAUGGCGAUAGAGAUGAUGAUGGUAGUGGUGGCAGAGGAUAUGGCGAUGGUGAUGAUGAUGAUGAUGGUGAUGAAGACGAAGAUGAAGAUGAUGAUGAUGUUUCGUCCUUUAAUCAGCUGUCGCUGUCAAAACUUCAUUCAGAGAUAGAGAGAACGAGAGAGAGGAAGAGAGAUCUGCAGUUAGACCUUCAGUCGUUCGAGCAAAACUUUGAAAGAAUAUCCGGAAGAAAAAUUCAAAAAGAAGAUCAGAUGGCGAGGGAGAGGGAUUACAAGAGAUACAAGAAAGUUAAGUCCAGGUUGAAACUCCUCGAGGUCCUCAUAGCCAAGAAGCAGUCGACAUCCAAACAACAACAACAACAAUAAUAAUAAUAAUAAUAAUAACAUAAUAAUAAUAUAACAUAUUAAUAAUAAUAAUAAAGUCAAGAGAAUAACGUAUAUUAUAUUAUCCAUAAAUAAUAUCAUUAUUUUGACGAACUUUCUGUCAUGCUUUAAUCAUAUUUGUAAUUAUUACUAUUAAUAUUAUUAUUAUUAUUAUUAUUAUUAUUAUUAUUAUAGUUGUUGUUAUUAUUAUUAUUAGUUAUUGUUAUUAUUAUUGUUUUUGUUAUUAUUAUUAUUCAACGGUAAUAAUUACUUAAUAAUAAAUAAUCAUAAUUAUUAUUAUUUGUUAUUGUUAUUAUGAUUAUAAUUAUUAUUUAUUAUUAUUAUUUUAUUACUAUUAUUAUUUUUAUUUAUUAUUAUUAUUAUUAUUUUAUUAUUAUUAUUCUCUUUACCACCAAAGCAGCAUCUUUGAAUCUAUAUCAUUUUAAAAUUUAAAUGGUUUUUUCGACUGAUAAAUCAUAAUAAUAAUAAUAAUUAUUAUUAUUAUAACAAAUAAUAAUGAUAAUUAUUAUUAUUUGGUAUAAAUUUAGAUACAAACAAUCUAUAUAUAUAUAUAUAUAUAUAUAUAUAUAUAUAUAUAGAUAUCAAUUCGUGCAUGUUGAUAUAUCUGCUAUGUAUAAUAUAUAAUAAUAUUUGUAUUUAUAUUAUUAUUAUUAUUCGCAAAACGUGAUGAUGAUGAUUCUCAAAUAUAUAUAUAUAUAUAUAUAUAUAUAUAUAUAUAUAUAUAUAUAUUAUAUAUAAUUCAUUAUAAUUCACAUUCAUUCAUAAUAAUCAUCAUAGGAUAUUUAUAUAAAAUUCCUAAUUUUUUCUAUAAUAGAUGAAAAAAUUUUGAUAAAAAUCAUUGUUUGUUUUUUCAUCAUUAUCGAUCUCUUAAACUAAAUGAAUGAUAGAAUGAUUGAUUGGAUGAGUGAGUGAGUGAAUUAAUGUAUGAAUCAAUAAAUGAAUGUAUUAUGAAGUAUGCACUAACUAAUUAAAUAACAUAGAGUAAUUAAACUUUUAAAUAAAAUAAAA